This is a messenger RNA of Heterocephalus glaber (naked mole-rat), 3953 nucleotides long. It is a transcript of the gene Adam17, whose product is annotated as ADAM metallopeptidase domain 17. The record is from RefSeq and is a predicted model, not a curated record. Lineage: Eukaryota; Metazoa; Chordata; Mammalia; Rodentia; Bathyergidae. Gene Ontology annotation, molecular function: metalloendopeptidase activity. Gene Ontology annotation, biological process: membrane protein ectodomain proteolysis; Notch signaling pathway. Gene Ontology annotation, cellular component: plasma membrane.
GGUGCGGGGGUUGUCGGCGGCUGGAAGCUGGUUGAGCCGGCCUCUCGGAGCACCGCCUGCGCUUCCGGGGGCCUGGAGCCUGCCUCUCGCAUCUUCCCGAUAGGCGGCGCGGGAGCGGAGAUUUGAGGGCCGGGUCGGGCGGUUCCCCUCCUCCCCUCCAUGUGAGCAGUUUUCUGAAACCCCGUCCCCGAAGGGCUGCCGAGAGAGGUGGACCGGUGGCCGGGCCGGGAACAUGAGGCAGCGUCUUCUCUUCCUGGCCAGCUUGGUUCUUCUCGUGCUGGCGCCACGACCCCCGGACGCGUCGGGCUCCGGCUCCCACCAGCGACUCGAGAGGCUGGAUUCUUUGCUCUCAGACUACGACAUCCUCUCUUUAUCUAGCAUCCAGCAGCACUCUGUAAGGAAGAGGGAUCUUCAGGCUUCAGCACAUUUAGAAACACUACUAACUUUUUCAGCUUUGAAAAGGCAUUUUAAACUGUAUCUAACAUCAAGUACUGAGCGCUUUUCACAAAAUUUCAAAGUCAUGGUGGUGGAUGGCAAAGCGGAAAGCGAGUAUGCAGUCAGUUGGCAGGACUUCUUCAGCGGCCACGUGGUCGGUGAGCCUGACUCCAGGGUCCUGGCCCACAUAGGAGAUGAUGAUGUUACCAUAAGGAUCAACACAGAUGGGGCAGAGUAUAACAUAGAGCCACUUUGGAGAUUUGUUAAUGAUACUAAAGACAAAAGGAUGCUAGCUUACAGAUCCGAAGACAUCAAGAAUGUUUCGCGCUUGCAGUCUCCCAAAGUAUGUGGCUAUGUGAAAGUGGAAGACGAGGAGCUGAUUCCGGAAGGGCUGAUAGACAGGGAGCCGCCUGGAGAGUUUGUCCAUCGGGUGAAGAGAAGAGCCGACCCGGAUCCCAUGAAGAACACGUGUAAACUACUGGUGGUUGCAGAUCAUCGCUUUUACAAGUACAUGGGCCGAGGGGAGGAGAGCACCACGACCAAUUACCUGAUAGAGCUAAUUGACAGAGUUGAUGACAUCUACCGGAACACUUCGUGGGAUAAUGCAGGCUUUAAAGGUUAUGGAAUACAAAUAGAGCAGAUUCGCAUUCUCAAGUCUCCACAAGAGGUCAGACCUGGCGAAAGGCACUACAACAUGGCGAAGAGUUACCCGCAUGAAGAGAAGGACUCAUGGGAUGUGAAGAUGCUAUUGGAGCAAUUUAGCUUUGAUAUAGCCGAGGAAGCAUCAAAAGUCUGCUUGGCCCACCUUUUCACGUACCAGGAUUUUGACAUGGGAACACUUGGACUGGCCUACGUGGGUUCUCCCAGAGCGAACAGUCAUGGAGGCGUCUGUCCUAAAGCUUAUUAUAGUCCAGUUGGGAAGAAAAAUAUCUAUUUGAAUAGUGGUUUGACCAGCACAAAAAAUUAUGGUAAAACCAUCCUCACAAAGGAAGCGGACCUGGUCACCACUCACGAACUGGGGCACAACUUCGGAGCAGAACACGAUCCGGACGCCCUACCUGAAUGCGCGCCCAACGAAGACCAGGGUGGGAAGUAUGUGAUGUACCCCAUUGCCGUGAGCGGCGAUCACGAGAAUAACAAGAUGUUUUCCAACUGCAGUAAGCAGUCCAUCUAUAAGACCAUUGAGAGCAAGGCCCAGGAGUGCUUCCAGGAGCGCAGCAACAAGGUGUGCGGCAACUCCAGGGUGGAUGAGGGGGAAGAGUGUGACCCUGGGAUCAUGUACCUCAACAACGACACCUGCUGCAACAGUGACUGCACGCUGAAGCCGGGUGUGCAGUGCAGUGACAGGAACAGUCCGUGCUGUAAGAACUGCCAGUUCGAGACGGCCCAGAAGCGGUGCCAGGAGGCCAUCAAUGCUACCUGCAAGGGCGUGUCCUAUUGCACAGGGAACAGCAGCGAGUGCCCCCCACCUGGGAACGCGGAGGAUGACACGGUCUGCCUGGAUCUGGGCAAGUGCAAGGACGGGAAGUGCAUCCCCUUCUGCGAGCGCGAGCAGCAGCUGGAGUCCUGCGCCUGCAAUGAAACCGACAACUCCUGCAAGGUGUGCUGCCGGGACCCGUCUGGCCGGUGUGUGCCUUACGUUGACGCUGAGCAGAAGAACUUAUUUUUGAGGAAAGGGAAGCCGUGUACAGUAGGCUUCUGCGACAUGAACGGCAAAUGUGAGAAACGAGUACAGGACAUGAUCGAGCGGUUCUGGGACUUCAUUGACCAGCUGAGCAUCAACACAUUUGGGAAAUUUUUAGCAGACAACAUCGUGGGGUCCGUCCUGGUUUUCUCCUUGCUGUUCUGGAUUCCCUUCAGCAUUCUUGUCCAUUGUGUGGAUAAGAAGCUGGAUAAGCAGUAUGAGUCUCUGUCCCUGUUCCACCCCAGCAACGUGGAGAUGCUGAGCAGCAUGGACUCGGCCUCUGUGCGCAUCAUCAAGCCUUUCCCCGCCCCCCAGACCCCAGGCCGCCUGCAGCCACUGCCCCCAGGCCCCGUGAUGCUGCCCAUGUCUGCCGCCCUGAAGCUGGAGCACCAGAGGAUGGACACAAUCCAGGAGGACCCCACGCCGACUCUCACGCGGACUCCCACACGGACGAGGACGGCCUCGCAUGCGGACGAGGACGGCCUGGACAAGGACCCGUUCCCCACCAGUAGCACGGCUGCCAAGUCCUUCGAGGACCUCACAGACCACCCGGCCACCCGGAGCGAGAAGGCAGCGUCCUUCAGGCUCCAGCGGCAGAGCCGCGUGGACAGCAAGGAGACGGAGUGCUAGUGCUGGCCCUGGCGCUGCCGUGCGCACGUGUGACCUGAGCUCAGCGUCUCGUGUGAGGGCCCAGGGGGACGAGGAAGCGGCCCGGGGAUGCAGGCCCUGUGCUCACCCUCGUUGAUCCACAGUGGAGAGGGCUGUGGCCACGUGGGCGGUCAGGGAGGGUCUCGCCUGGAGCACAGUCACCUUUCCCACAGAUAACCGCGCUGAGGGUGGAGAGCCAGGCGCUUUCUACACUGUAGUGACCCGACUGUCAGCAUCUGCAGUCAUUUGGGAGGACAACUGGAACUUUUUUUUUUUUUUUUGCCUUCAGGGACAGGAAAGGAGAUAAACCUGGUUAUUCCUUAUCUCCAUCCACACUGUCCCUUUGUUUCCUGGUAUUCCCUGAAGCUUUUCAGAGCAGGGAAAAUCUGACCUGAGAACUAACUUGUCUGUGUCCCUUCCUGACUGAAGCCAGCCCUGCCUGGGUAGGAGGACCGCAGCUACAGCCAGGAUUACGAGGCUCGGCCAGCCCCAUGCAGACCACAGCUCGCUGGUGGUUUCCUGUGUGUAUCCUCACUGCUGCCUGCCCACUCCGGGACCUCACCGUGGGGCCCCUGCACUUAGCCCCAGCCCUUUUAAAGUUUUGAGAUCACCCAGACUGGGCUCCACCUUGGGAUGCGCCUGCCUCCCAGACCCCCCCCGCCCGGCUCCUAAACUUGUUCAGCAUGGGAGUGGACAGCAUGAGCAGGGAUAGCUCGCCGGGACAGCCCGCGAGACUCACUGCAGCAGCCAGCCCAUGACCCGCACCACUCGGGGAGAGCGGCAGGCAUGAGCCGCAUCCCGCGCUCUGUGGAGGCUGCUGCUCUCUGGGAACCCCAGGGCGCUUCCCAGGCCGAGUUGGGAACGCAGAGGGUGACUGACCAAACCUGUGCCGUGAGCGCCUUUCUCCCCAGGCCCUGUACUACGCAGAUGUUACACUAAUACUUGAACUUGUACCUUGUGGUAUUCGCCCACGAUACUAUUUUAGUUACACUUUCAGAAUCUGACAAGUUGAGUGGGGCGUGUGUAUGUGUGACAACUGUCAGCAGAAUGGAAGAAAAACAUUUUUUAUAAAAACAACUCUUUACCUUUUGUGCCAUUUCCAGGAUUAACAGUCUGCUCAGGGUGUUCUGGAGCGAUGGUACUGACGAUACCUGUAUAAUCAAUAAACCUGAAUAUCAUGACAGAA